UGUCUUUAUGCCUUGAUGGUUUCUGAUGAGGUCAAAUCUAAACCUAAAACCACCAACCUCAUCAUUUCCUUCUUGAAUAUGGACUCCGAGAGCAGCAUCGUUCAUGACAGACUUUAUGAGUAUGAGAGACAACCAGGCAGAAGGUGGUUUGAUUCUUACACACAAAAGCCUGAAUGGAUUUCCUAUGGGCUGCUGGCCUUAUUGUAUGUCCUCAUUCUGGCCCUUUUUAUUAUGGUACAUUCAGGAGCCAAUGUACCCAGUAAAAAUGUAGUCACUUUAAAAGAAAUGAAUGACUUCAGGGGAAAAGUACAUAACCUUUCUGAAUUCAUGGAUGAUGUACAUACAUCAGUAAAACCAAAGACUUGUGAGGCCGGAUGGAGGAAGUUUGAUGACAGUUGCUACUUCCUUACUGUAUUUAAAUCUGAUUGGCCAAAAAUCAGGAGUUCCUGUCUCAAGAAAGGGGCGGACCUAGUUGUAGUCAACAGUGAUCGGGAGCAGAUUUUUCUUACGUCUUAUUCUGAUGCCUCCUCAUCCAAACGUUAUUGGAUUGGGCUCCAUGAUAUGGAUGAAGAGGGAACCUGGAUAUGGGUCGAUGGAACAAAUUAUGAAACAACGUCCAAGCAUUGGAAAAAAGGUGAACCAAAUGACAAUGAUCAAAAUGAAGACUGUGUCCACUUGUGGAGCUUCGGAGAAUGGAAUGAUGUUCCCUGUGAUUAUGACAAUGCUUAUGGGAUAUGUGAGAAAAACCUCUGAGCUCACCUUACAAAUCUAGAAAUAUGCUACCCAUGUCAUUUACCCCUGGAUGAUGUCUGUUUUAUAGUAAGCAUAACCAUACACAUUAAACUAAAGUUGAUGAAAACUGACGAUUCACCCGUAACAAACUUCUGUCAGGCAAAGAUUUUACAAAGAACAAUCAUUUCAGCUGGUCAAUAACACACUGUCAUCAUCUAGGAAUAAUUCCGCCAUGUUUGAAAUUUUUGGGGUGAUGGUCAGAAGAAAAGCCUUUCUUCUUACAAAAGUUCUUUAGUCCACAAAUAAUCUUCCACUCCAAUGGCCUUAAAUGUGCAUGGCCGUGUAGACAAAACGAAUGCUCACCAGACGGUCAUUCAUUUCAACCAUCAACCUACUUCUGUCUAAUGUGUUCCGCCCCGGUAAGGA
Molecule: messenger RNA, 1158 nt
Organism: Bufo bufo (common toad)
Lineage: Eukaryota; Metazoa; Chordata; Amphibia; Anura; Bufonidae
Product: CD209 antigen-like protein C
Exons: 8
Coding region: 16-753 (245 amino acids)
Source: RefSeq, a predicted model, not a curated record